AUGUCAACCACCAAAGAAACCGAGGCCGCCGCGCCAGAGUCCGUCCCCGAAUACGUUACCAAGUGUCGUCUUUCCAUUCCGGAUGCCGUGCGAAUCCCCCUUGCGUCGAGCACUGCUCUGCUCAUUGGCUUCACACUUGGAAUAAGCCAGGGCAUCAAGACAUCCGGUAUGCGCUUUCGCGCCGAACACGCCCAUAAGCUGCCGACCACCAAGAUGGGAUGGUACUUUUACCACAAGAGCAAGAACUACAACUCAAUCUGGGGCGGCGCCAAGGAGGGUGCCAGGAUGGGAGCCAAGAUUUGCUUCUGGACAACAGCCAUGUUUGGCAUCGAGCACAUGUUUGACGCCUAUCGCGGGACGGCCGACAUCUUCAACACUGUAACCGCCUGUGUGACUGUUGCGGGAGCCUUCAGUCUAUGGAAUCGAUUCUCUUUGCCCAUGGCGGCUCGAACAACCAAAACUGCCCUGGUCGUAGGUCUCGCAUACGGAGGCUUGCAGGAUGUAGCUGGCAUCGCAAGAGGUCGACCCAUCGGAUAUGUCGAAUUCCUCAAGCGCCGCGUUGGCGGCUUUAAGAAUACCGCGGACGAAAACCAGAAGGAGCGGGUGAUUUAA
This is a messenger RNA of Neurospora tetrasperma FGSC 2508, 612 nucleotides long. RefSeq lists its product as uncharacterized. The coding region runs from base 1 to 612 and encodes 203 amino acids. The transcript is spliced from 2 exons. The record is from RefSeq and is a predicted model, not a curated record. NCBI's taxonomy places the organism in Eukaryota, Fungi, Ascomycota, Sordariomycetes, Sordariales, Sordariaceae.